Daucus carota subsp. sativus is the source of this 2175-nucleotide messenger RNA. RefSeq lists its product as uncharacterized. Bases 239 to 1885 code for a protein of 548 amino acids. The transcript has 5 exons. Gene Ontology annotation, molecular function: DNA binding. Gene Ontology annotation, biological process: phosphorelay signal transduction system; cytokinin-activated signaling pathway. The record is from RefSeq and is a predicted model, not a curated record. NCBI's taxonomy places the organism in Eukaryota, Viridiplantae, Streptophyta, Magnoliopsida, Apiales, Apiaceae.
AAGUUUAUGCUCGAAUUAUUGUUCAUUGAGGAAACUUGGUGGUGACAAAUAUUGUUUUUAAUUCACUAGUUCCUCGACACACUGAAAAAACUAAUCAUGGAGGAAGUUUUAUUUAAGACAAGUGAUGUUAUAUGAUUGAGGGAACUGGGAUAAGUGUUGACACCUAUUUGUUUGUCUUGAACCCUUAAACCCCACGAAUCAGUACUUAAAUCAAUAUAUAUUUGUUUGCAUUGUUAACAUGGUGGAUGGUAAUGAGUUCUCCUAUCCAAGAACAGCAGAGACAUUUCCGCAUGGCCUUCGUGUUCUAGUGGUGGAUGAUGAUCUUACCUGGUUAAAAAUCAUUGAGAGGAUGCUCAUGAAGUGUUUCUAUCAAGUGACAAUUUGUUGCUUAGCAAAAGAAGCUCUGGAUAUACUCCGUGAAAGAAGAGACGGUUUUGACAUUGUAAUUAGUGAUGUCAACAUGCCUGAUAUGGAUGGUUUUAAGCUUCUCGAGUACGUUGGCCUUGAGAUGGAUCUUCCUGUCAUAAUGAUGUCUGUUGAUGGAGAAACGAGUCGAGUUAUGAAAGGCAUUCAGCAUGGAGCAUGUGAUUAUCUUUUGAAGCCAAUAAGAAUGAAAGAACUGAAAAAUAUAUGGCAGCAUGUGGUUAGAAAGAAGAAAAAUGAGUUGAAAGAUAUUCAAGGUCUUAAAGGCCUAGAAAAUAUUCAAGUGGCGAGAAGUGGAAUUUCCAAUGGAUUCGAUGAUGGAUAUUUCUUCUGUGCAAGGAGUAUGGAUUUCGGAAAGAAAAGAAAGGGAUAUGAAAGCAAGCACCGUGACAAUGAAGUUGUUGACCUUUCUGCUGUGAAGAAAAGUAGAGUAGUUUGGACCGUAGAACUUCACCAGAAAUUUGUCAAAACUGUGAAUCACAUAGGACUUGAUAAAAUCGGCCCCAAGAAGAUACUUGAUUUGAUGAAUGUCCCCUGGUUGACAAGGGAAAAUGUUGCUAGUCACUUGCAGAAAUACCGGCUCUACUUGAGCAGAUUACAGAAAGAAGAUGAUCUCAAGACCUCUUUUAGUGGGACAAGACAAUCAGAUUUAUCUUCAAAAGAACAAGUUGCUGCUGAUAUGGGCUCUGACAAGAUCAGUUUUAAGAAAUUUGACGCUGACAGUUGCACAUCCGGGUUUCCUGAAAGCAGUGUUAUUCAGAAUACAUCUGAAAGUGGAGGUAUCAUUUUCUUGCCCAUGUUGACCACAACGGAUGACAAUUUUGAAAUUCAGAAUACUAGCAGCAUAUCAGAGAGCAAUCUCAUUCGUACUUGUGGAGUACCAGCAGCAAACUAUAUGGCAUUGUCUUCUUUCGUUCCAUCUCAAUAUUCUUUGAGCAGAAAUGGACAAGGAAUCGAGACCAAACAGGAAAUCAGGCCUCGCCUAGAGAUGAAGAAUGACUUGAGCCAUCACCAAUAUCCCAAUGUCCAAAACCAAACCCUCCCGAAUAUUGUGCAAUUUGCUCCCACUAUAUAUCAAACACCUAUUACAGAAAUUGACAAUCCACCCCAUGUCGAAUUCAAAAUACCCUACAGCAACCGGAACCUUCCAAAACAGAGUCCGGAAAGAGUUGAGUAUGAGUUGUGUCCUGUCCAGUCUGACAGCAGCCACAGAACUUGUUUCUACUCCGAGCCUUAUACCAGAAGCAGUUGGAGCAUGAAAGAUGAAAUACUGGAACACAUUUUAGUGAGUGAUAUCGAUUCUCUAAAUCAUUUGGCAUGUUUAAAUGGAUCUGACUUGCUUCCAGAGGAUCCAUUUUUAACAAGCCUUGAACUACUUAACACAGAUUUUUGCGACUGCAGCAACUCAGAACUGUCUACUGAUUAUUCACCAGACUUGUACGACGGAUUGUUGUUCAUGUAGCCGAUGAACACAUAUUAAGUAGUUAUUUUAUAGACAGUAUCUUACAGAUAUGUAUAUUGUGCUCUGCUGUGGUUUGUUUAAUGCAAAAUGGCAACAUUGUAAUGCAGCAUUGUCUAGACUAUCCAAGUAUAAAGACUUGUUGUAUCAAAGCAAGAAGAGGGCUGCUUGUUGCAGCAAAGCCCAGACGGUUUACUUCACUUUGCUUAAGUGUUGAAUUAAGCAAACAAUUCUGCAACUAGCACUGCAUUUUUAACUUUGAAAUCUUGGCUUCCUAAAAGUUUUAUACAUUC